AACACUGUUUGUGGAUGUAAAUAUGAAAAUCCUAAGUGCUAAAAGUUUAUCAUGGAGACAUUUACACCUAUAAACAUACAAAAUGUGUUCAUAUGGAAGUCGAUCGGUCCUCGCUUAGUUCGAUCACGCAUUUCGAGCUGUCAGACUGCAAACUGUCUUAUUGGAAAGAGGUUUUUGCUAUAAUGGCUUGUAAUGAUGACUGGCAGGUAGCAGGGCGCCGAGCGGCUAGAAGAGGAAAACAACCUUCAAACCCCAAACUAGACUCACACCAGGUGGCUGCCUGCAAACCGGACAAGCAGAAGAUAUUAAACGCCAUGAAUGAACUGAGAGGAGAAAACUUCUGGAUGGAGUGGAAAGAUCUCCUGUCUGAGCGUCUUCUUUCCAACGCUUCUGGUUCCUCAGAGCAGAAUGGAGAUGUUUCUCUUCAGCUCUGUGUGUGUUACGGUUUGGGUCACUUUGCUUCUUGUGUAUCUGCCCGAUACCAGCUUGCAAUGUUGCUACUGCUUCUAGAGACACUCCAGAUUCCAGUGGGCAGCUGUUGUGUGUAUGAUCCUGUGUUUUCUGCGUUAGAGUGUGACGCCCUCAAGGAGCUCGGCUUCACUGUGUUGACUGAAAAUGAGGAGGGAAAACGAGCGGUUUAUCAACCCACCCUGUUUUACCUGAUGCAUUGUGGGAAGGCUCUGUAUAACAACCUGCUGUGGAGAAACUGGACGCCCCAGACGUUGCCAAAAAUGAUUAUAAUUGGCAACAGUUUUCAUGGCAUUCAAGAGAGGAUGCUUCAGAGAGAGUUUGAUAGAGACUACAGCUUCCUUUCAAAUGUAUCCUUGACUUUUAUCUUACAUUACACCUUUACAAUUCAUGCAUGUUUAUAAAGAAUUUCAACAUAACAAAUGCAGUAAAAUACCUGAUAUGAUGUAUAAAUCCUCAAAUGAUGCGGUUACAUCGGCAUGUAUGAUAAAAUUGCAUAUAUUUUCUUGUUGAUUAUCUUAUUAAUGUCACAAAGCUUGACCACAUAGGUGUUACAUUGUAAAUGCGAGCUUUAGAUUCUCACAGGUUUACAUUUUUCCUCCAUAAGGACUCACAGGCCUUGACUAAGUGCUGUUUUAGGUGAUAA
This is a messenger RNA of Sinocyclocheilus rhinocerous, 1114 nucleotides long. RefSeq names its product SRR1-like protein. The transcript has 7 exons. Gene Ontology annotation, cellular component: cytoplasm; nucleus. The coding region runs from base 93 to 872 and encodes 259 amino acids. NCBI's taxonomy places the organism in Eukaryota, Metazoa, Chordata, Actinopteri, Cypriniformes, Cyprinidae. The record is from RefSeq and is a predicted model, not a curated record.